ACCGGAACCCUAGUAAGAGGGGUGAUUAAUAUUAUUAUUAAUAUUAUAUUAUUAUUAUAUAUAGUUCAAAUCUUACAUAUGUAAGUACAUGGUGACAGAGAAAGGCACUGAAUAUUUUUCCACCAGACUUUUAGAACUAAAACAGACAUGGUGUCACAUAUUUUCUUGGUAAAAAGUUAUUCUAAGGGCCCUUGAUCUACAUCCAAAUUUCAUAAUUACACACUGACCCCUUCAGUGUAGUAUUUAAGGUCCCAAAAUAAUGUUAGCAUGUUACAUAUUUUACAUCAACAAAGGAAAUUAAUGAGAUAAGCAAAACUGACACACUGCUAUCCAGGCUUAGAGAUAAGGAGAAGUGAAUGUGUAAGCCUGGUUGUCAAAUGACAGGCAAGUGGUUUAAAAAAAAUAUAAGAUAGUGUUUAGUUGACUGCUGCAGUGAAUUCUAUGCAUGGUGCUUGAGGAAUCUUAUUGAAACCUAGCAGUCUUGCAGUGAAGUCCGUCCACAAACAUGAAGUUUAUCACACUCUCAGUAGUUCUUUCAAUAAUUAUCAUCUUUUUUGACACUGUAACAAACAAAUCUCUCCAAGGCUUGGCACCCAGAAACCAUCACAGACACUAUGAAGAAAAACCAGAAGAUAUCAUGAGCCUGUUUAUGGAGAACACAAAGAAGGAGUUUCUGUGGGGAUUAAAUUUAUCCGGUGUUCCGUCUCAGGACAAAAUAAAGAAAAUGCCCCCACAGUUUAUGAUUGAGCUUUAUAACCGAUUUUCAGAGGAUAAAACAUUAAAGCCUGUGUCAAACAUUAUCCGGAGUUUUAAUGCUGAAGACAUUCUGUCGUCAUCUGCCUUGGAAGACACAUUCCAGAGCCACAUUGUGUUGUUUAAUGUUUCAAUACCACAGCAUGAGGAGCUGACAGAAGCUGAGCUGAAAAUGUAUGUAUCUCUUGGGAAAAAGUAUCAUGGACACUUGCUGGUAUAUGAUAUCCUUUACACAGAGCCCUUUGAAAAUCUUCGAUACCCCAAAUCAUUAAUAGAAUCAAAAAUAAUUGAAAGGAGUGGCUGGCUAUCAAUUAAUGUUACCAGGGCAGUCAAAAGAUGGAUUACAUCAAGCAGAAUAACAAAAAAACUGGAGAUUUUUCUUGGCUCGAACAAACCUCUGAAUUCAUGCCUUAGAUUACAAGAUAAUCGAAGAGGUGUCAAGAUAAACAGUAGCUAUCCACCAGUGCUUCUUGUGUUCUCUGAUGACAAGUGGAGCAAGCCUCAGAAGACAAAAAUGGAAAGAAAGGAAAUUAUUUUUCAUGAGGAGAAUAUUGGCACACAAACUGUGUCAAAAAAAAAUACUGUUAAAUAUGCAAAUAAUGGGCAUAAAAAUUGGAAUUUUGGACUGGGUAACGGCAAGAUGAGGGUUAAGCGAAGUCAAGCAACUAACUAUUGCAGGAAAUCCUCAUUAAAAGUGAAUUUCAAGGAUAUUGGCUGGGAUUCCUGGAUAAUUUCACCCCCAGAAUAUGAUGCUUAUGAAUGCAAAGGAGAGUGCUAUUAUCCUCUUACUGAUAACCUAACACCCACAAAGCAUGCCAUUAUUCAGACACUUAUGCACUUCAAAAACCCCAAAAUAACAAGAAAGGCAUGUUGUGUGCCCACCCAAUUGGAGCCUAUAUCUAUCUUCUAUAUAGAUGACAAGGGAAUACCAACAAUGAAAUAUAAAUAUGAGGGAAUGAAAGUUGCGAAAUGUGGCUGCAGGUAGUAAAAAAGUAAAGAUCAUGAUAUGUCAACUGUCUAUUAAAGAAUUUGCCUUUUUGGAUUGUCAGGAUUAACAAAAGCAAUGCCAACUGCUAGCAAGGUACAAAUUAACUUUUUUAAAUUUAAAAAAAAAGGCAUGCUUAGUUAAACAUGCUAAUUUAUUAGAACAUGCACCUAAGAAAGACAAUGUCAAAUAUAUAAGCACUGCAUACUGAGAUUUUGCUGCUGAUCAGAGACUGAAAAGAAAUCCGAAUUGAGCAAAACAGCCUUGUGCAGUGUACAAGUAACUGAACUGUUUAAAUGUAUCAGCUGAAAUGAAAGCCAUAAAAGAGGGUUACAGAU
This is a messenger RNA of Xenopus tropicalis (tropical clawed frog), 2076 nucleotides long. It is a transcript of the gene gdf2, whose product is annotated as growth differentiation factor 2. Bases 506 to 1738 code for a protein of 410 amino acids. The transcript is spliced from 2 exons. Gene Ontology annotation, cellular component: extracellular region. Gene Ontology annotation, molecular function: growth factor activity. The record is from RefSeq and is a predicted model, not a curated record. Gene Ontology annotation, biological process: signal transduction. Lineage: Eukaryota; Metazoa; Chordata; Amphibia; Anura; Pipidae.